AAGACCCUUGAAUUAAUUGACAACUGCUGGCGCUGAUAAUAAUGUCGGACCAAGAGAGCGUUGCCGUAACACCUCCGGCUUCAAACUCUGUCUCAGAGCAUGACCCAACAAUGGAGGCUCCGGCCAACGAGCAGCUAGAAGCGACCUCCAACAAGCGAAGCCAGGUCAAAUUUAGCAUUUGGCCGCCUACCCAGCGCACCCGAGACGCCGUGGUGAACCGCCUCAUUGAGACCCUUUCCGCCCCUUCCGUCCUCUCCAACCGCUAUGGUACCUUGCCCUCCGAAGAGGCCUCCUCCGCCGCCCGCCUCAUCGAAGAGGAGGCCUUCUCCUCCGCCGCUAGCUCUGCUGCCUCCGAGGAUGAUGGCAUUCAGAUUCUUCAGGUCUACUCCAAGGAGGUCAGUAAACGAAUGCUCGAUGUCGUCAAGGCCAGGGCCGCCGCCUCCACUGGUUUCGCCCCCGCCGAUGGUGCUUCGCAGGCCGAAACUGGGGGUGUUGUUGAUUCCAAUGUUGAGAAUGAGGAGGCAUCUUCUUGAUCUGUCUUUCUAGGGAUUCUUAGCUUUUAUAUUACAAUUGAAUGGUGAUACAUUUAGGCUUUCUGCUUUGUUUAGAACUUUUGUACCGAGAUCUAUCUUGUACCCGCUUAUGGAUUUCUGAUUAUGCCUAUAUGACGGAACCUUAUAUUUUCUA
Messenger RNA from Humulus lupulus (European hop), 687 nucleotides. RefSeq names its product MFP1 attachment factor 1-like. NCBI's taxonomy places the organism in Eukaryota, Viridiplantae, Streptophyta, Magnoliopsida, Rosales, Cannabaceae. The record is from RefSeq and is a predicted model, not a curated record. The transcript has a single exon. The coding region runs from base 42 to 533 and encodes 163 amino acids. Gene Ontology annotation, biological process: mitotic cell cycle; lateral root development.